This is a messenger RNA of Hirsutella rhossiliensis, 1488 nucleotides long. Its product is annotated as RNA recognition motif domain-containing protein. Gene Ontology annotation, molecular function: RNA binding. The coding region runs from base 1 to 1488 and encodes 495 amino acids. The record is from RefSeq and is a predicted model, not a curated record. Lineage: Eukaryota; Fungi; Ascomycota; Sordariomycetes; Hypocreales; Ophiocordycipitaceae. The transcript has 5 exons.
AUGCCCAAAAGAAAAUCGACGCCGGCGCUGGGCCUUGCCUCCAAAGCAAUUGACCCCACCCUCGAUGCCCUCUUCGCCUCCAGUUCUGGACCCGUAAAAGCGCCUCUCAAGACGCGCUAUCCGGCGGCGCAGGAGCUCAGUGUGCCUGACACCAAAGACAAAGAGGUCGGCGACCAGGAAGUUGACGACGAGGUCCUCUCUGAAGCAAGCCAAGAGCUAGACUAUGGCGACGAAGACGAGCCCACCUCGGAUGGCUCCAGGAAUGACGCACAAGGCGAAAGAGCUACGAGUGCCGACAACGCCAUCUCCGCCGACGAGACGUCGGAGACGGAAAAGCCAAGACGAGAGCGGAAACGCAAAAGAAAGGAAGACAACGAAGACCUCGAAGCCAACUAUCUUGCGGAGCUGACCAAGCACGAUGUCACCGAGCCCGCCGAGAAGCGCCUGAAAGCUGAACAAGGCGACGUCGAUGGCGACCAAGACGUGCCUGUGCAUGAAAGCCUGGGUCAAGACUCCGGCGCACCAGAUCUGGAAAAGGCAGGCCGAACCGUGUUUCUGGGCAACGUGUCCGCGGAAGCCAUCACCUCCAAAAAGGCCAAGAAGAUGCUCAUUACCCACCUGUCGUCGGUCCUCGAUCAGAAUGACACGGCAGCCCCUCAGAGGCUAGAGUCGAUCCGCUUCCGCUCCGUCGCCUUUUCUACCGGCUCCAUGCCCAAGAGAGCUGCCUACAUCACAAAGUCGGUCAUGAGCGCUACGACCCAGUCUGCCAACGCCUACGCCGUCUUCUCAUCGCCCGCAGCCGCAAGAAAGGUUGCUGCCGAACUGAAUGGGAGCGAGGUCUUGGGCCGGCACAUCAGGGUAGACAGUGUCGCCCACCCAAGUGUCAUGGCUCACCGGCGUUGCGUCUUCGUGGGCAACCUGGGCUUCGUGGACGACGAGACGGUCCUCAAGACGGACAGCACAGGCAAGACGGGCAAGGUGGAAAACGUCCGCGUUGUGCGAGAUCCCAAGACCAGGGUGGGCAAGGGCUUUGCUUACGUGCAGUUUUAUGACGGCAAUGACGUCGAAUCUGCUCUGCUACUCGACGGCAAAAAGUUUCCACCCAUGCUCCCCCGACCGCUCCGUGUGACCCGAGCAAAGGAUCCCCGCAAGACGGCCUCGGCCCAGGAGCGCAUCAAGGCAAAGGCAAUCGCAUCCAGCGAAGCCGAGCGCAGAACCAAGUACGAGCACAAGUCGACGGCCGAGGAACAGGCCGCCGCGGGGCGUGCCGGCAAGCUCCUCGGCCGCGCUGGUGCCGCCAAACACCGGAUCAGGGCUCCCGGCGGCGUCAACAAGUCGCCCGAGCAGAUCGUCUUCGAGGGCAGGAGGGCGUCGGCCAAGGACGGCCGCCCCAAGGACCUCAAGCUGGGCAAGAAGUCGUCCGGGAAAUCGGGGAGGCCCAAGAACAGGGGUGCGCGCCGGGCGGCGGGGUGGAAGAAGUCGGCGUAG